Messenger RNA from Trypanosoma rangeli, 639 nucleotides. RefSeq names its product Tbingi protein. NCBI's taxonomy places the organism in Eukaryota, Euglenozoa, Kinetoplastea, Trypanosomatida, Trypanosomatidae. The record is from RefSeq and is a predicted model, not a curated record. The transcript has a single exon. The annotation marks the transcript as partial.
AUGCUCGCUACGCACCAGGAAGCAAAGCAAUCUUGUGAGGGUGUGCGCGGUGGAAGCGAGGAGGCGCCCGGGGAUUUGCGCCCUCAGCCACCCCAACAGGAGCCCUUGCACGGGGACAGUCCCACAGAGCCGGCCAGCUGCCUCGGUAAUCUGGUGGAACGCAUUCUUGCCGCUGGCGCCUGCGACGCCACGGCGUCCCAAGUGGCUUCCUGCGGCGAUCUGGUUUCCGGCGCGAACACCCCGCAGGAGCCUGCGGAGUCCGUCGCUUUGGACUACGCCAAAUCCGCCGGUGCAGUGCACCACGACAAAAUCCUCCUACAUAUGCGGCGAAUGCCGGUUGCUUGCCACACUGUAAACUGGUGGGUGGCAUUCCCCAAGCAACAGGCACGCCGGGCUUGGCAUCGGCCGAGCCACCGCCUCUCGCGCAACGUUCGCGCGAAGAGUUCCGCUGGGAGCAGUGUUGGGGCCCCUUCCUGUUCAUCAACGCCACGGGCUUACUCACAGUGCCCAUCUUGCUGCAGCGCUUUUGUCCGCCAUGGCUUCUUCACCGAUGGCAGCGCCCCCACCACGCGCCACAUCGGUAGGUGUGUCCUCCACUCGGCCCCGCAGGAAGGCCUGAAUGUCGCGGCGGAGUGGGCC